UGAGACUUGUUUCUCGUCGGACGUCAUUAUCAAAUGGACCACAAACAUGGCUACCCAAGAAAGUGACCACGGAGACUUUUCUUAGUUACGCAAGAAAAAUCCUCUUAAAAUAAAAGACUGCCCUUUGAAAACAUGGGUGUCAUUAGACACGUGGUGUGUGCCAUGUCCGGCGGCGUCGACAGCUCUGUCGCCGCUUUGUUACUAAAGAAAAGAGGUUACAGUGUCACGGGAGUUUUUAUGAAGAACUGGGACUCAUUGGAUGAGAGUGGGGUGUGCAGUACAGAGAAGGACUGUGAGGACGCCUACAGAGUGUGCCAGGCCCUGGACAUCCCCUUCCAUCAGGUGUCUUAUGUCAAAGAAUACUGGCAUGAAGUCUUUAGUAAACUUUUGAAGGAGUAUGAAAGGGGCAGGACGCCCAAUCCAGAUAUACUAUGCAACAGGCAUAUCAAAUUCAACCAUUUCCACAAGUACGCCAUCGACACUCUGGGGGCUGAUGCCAUGGCAACAGGCCACUACGCCAGGACGUCACAGGAAGACGAAGAAGUGUUCCAGCAGACUCAUUUGGCGCCGCCAACCACUCUCUUCAGAGAUCGAUUUGAGAUCAGAAAUCCGGUGAGGUUGUACAAAGGAGCAGAUAUCCUCAAAGACCAAACCUUCUUCCUCUGUCAGAUCUCCCAGGAGGCCUUGCGACACACCACGUUCCCGCUGGCAGGACUCACCAAAGACUUUGUCAAAAAAAUUGCUGCUGAGGCUGGGUUUCACCACGUGCUGAAGAAGAAAGAGAGUAUGGGCAUCUGCUUCAUUGGAGAAAGAAACUUUGAAAACUUCAUUUUGGAGUAUCUGGAACCCAAACCGGGGAACCUUGUCUCCAUUGAGGACGGGGCUGUCAUGGGAACACACAAAGGCUGGUUCACUUUGACCCUUGGCCAGAGGGCGAGAAUUGGAGGGCAGAAAGACCCCUGGUUUGUGGUGGACAAAGACACCGAUACUGGAGAUGUGUUUGUGGCUCCAACUACCAAUCACCCAGCUCUUUUCCGUGACACUGUUGGAACGGACCGCUUCCACUGGCUAACAAUCGACCCGCCUCCUGAACUAAUCAAGACCCAGAUGAUGGAGUGUCAUUUCCGCUUCAUCCACCAGAUGCCUCUCACUCCCUGCACAGUUACGCUGAACAUGAACGGAUCAGUGUGGAUCACACUCUCCCAGCCAAUCAGAGCUCUAACACCUGGACAGUUUGCUGUGCUGUACAAAGGAGACGAGUGUCUGGGUAGUGGGAAGAUCGUGCAGCUAGGGCCCAGUGAAUUCACACUGCAGCGAGGCAGAGAGCGCUUGGUGACAGCCGCACCCCACGAGGAGCAACCGACCCCUGAACCAGCCAGCUGAGACGACCUGGCAGCCCGUCCGUGGUGGGCCCGAGGCCCGCGUGGUUUUCUACGGAGAGCAAGUUGUUCAUGAGGUUCAACUGUGACGCAGCGGCCUUCUAAGAGACUCUAAACUGGUGACUGUCUUCAGAAACUUUAAGGUAUUAAAAAAAUGAGGACAAAACCGUAUUCUGCCAGCUGCUCAGAUAAACCAUGUCUGCUUUUGGUGUAGAGAUGAGAUGCGAUAAUUUAAAUGUAACAUUUUAAAAACGUUUUUUCACGUUUGAUCACUCGCGUAUCAAACAUGAUGCGUUGCCUCUAUUUAUCUGCUGCUAAUUCUCCGUAUUACAUUCAUGAUGUCAUUAGAUGUGUUUGCCGUGCAUUGCAGAGACCUGCAACUUGGCAUAAUAUUAUUAAAGGCAAAAUGAAACUGAUGGAGGUUCAUGUACUUAAUACUUUAUUGGGUGUUGAAUAUGUUCUGUUAUUUCAAUCGCUACAAUUGCGGUUCCCUUUGGGAAAAGAGUUAUUGUGAUGGAAACCAGUGUCAAGCUUACUUUUCAAAAACGGUUAUUAACGCAUUAACAUUUCAGAAGAUGUGAAACAAUUCACAUACUUAAACUUUAAUAUAAAGAGUUUAUGUCAAGAAUCAGGAAGCAAGAUGCUUUCUUUUCGUUUCGUUUGUUUAUUGAUAAAAAUGUGUUAAUACUUUACUACAAAAGAAGUGAAAACCAAAUAGGAUUCGAUACAAACAAUGCUAUUUAUUAUUUGACCCCAUUUUUGGGAACUGUUGAUUGUUUUACGACAAUCAUAGCGUUCACUUCAGCUUUCUACUAACUUUUAUUACACUGUCAUGUAUUUUGGGUGCCUUUUCUCUUCAAACGUUAUUCCUAAACUACAAAUUUACCAGGUAGUGAACUAACCUUCUAAGUUAGUCACUGGCCAGUAUAACUAAAUAUUCCCCCGAUAAUUGAUUCAUACUUGAAAAAGACACUUGGCAGUUGUGCAUUGGCGUUCUGACCAUUACUGACCCCCAAGGGGGCGCUGUUGUAUCAGAUCACCGGCGGAGUGGACCUGUUGUUCUCGUUUUGUUUAGGUCAACAUACUGCAUGUUCCUCUGAAUCAUAAUGACACUUAAGUCUACUUAUUCGACCUCAUCAUUUUUCUGUUUUCCCUAAUUGUUUUUGGGAACAUGUCAUGUCAUCUGUUAUCUUAAAACAGUUUUUUUUGUUGGGGGGCACAAACAUGUUUAUAAUACAAAGAACUUAGCAUCUCCAAGUUCCAAAAACAAAAUAAUGUAAGUCGAGAAAAAAUACAAACUGUCAAAAGGGAGUCAUUCUCAUAUUGUGAUAACACAACAUUAAUUUUUAUAGAUUUUUUUGAGAAAACUAAAACUAACUUUCUGUGUGAUGACCUCCCAACAUUUUCAAAAUGAAGUAUUUAACAAAGGCAAUAAUUAAAUAUGUUUUAAUUGA
Messenger RNA from Pungitius pungitius (ninespine stickleback), 2833 nucleotides. RefSeq names its product tRNA 5-methylaminomethyl-2-thiouridylate methyltransferase (gene trmu). Lineage: Eukaryota; Metazoa; Chordata; Actinopteri; Perciformes; Gasterosteidae. The transcript has 11 exons. The record is from RefSeq and is a predicted model, not a curated record. Gene Ontology annotation, cellular component: mitochondrion. Gene Ontology annotation, biological process: tRNA wobble position uridine thiolation. Bases 133 to 1383 code for a protein of 416 amino acids. Gene Ontology annotation, molecular function: sulfurtransferase activity.